This is a messenger RNA of Bombus terrestris (buff-tailed bumblebee), 2252 nucleotides long. RefSeq lists its product as uncharacterized. Gene Ontology annotation, biological process: sensory perception of smell; detection of chemical stimulus involved in sensory perception of smell. Gene Ontology annotation, molecular function: olfactory receptor activity; odorant binding. NCBI's taxonomy places the organism in Eukaryota, Metazoa, Arthropoda, Insecta, Hymenoptera, Apidae. The record is from RefSeq and is a predicted model, not a curated record. The coding region runs from base 618 to 1832 and encodes 404 amino acids. The transcript is spliced from 5 exons. Gene Ontology annotation, cellular component: plasma membrane.
AUGAUUGAUAAUCUCAUAGAUCUAGUUAAGAACAAGAAAAUUUACAAAAUAAAAAAUCGAUGGAGCGGCAGACCGAAGAAUCGUACGUUAUAGCUAUACUCCUCUAUUUUAUUUAUAUUUUUAUAAACUACUACUUUAUCGAAAUCCUUCAUUGCAAAGAUUACAAUUAUAAAUAACGUGUCCCACUUCGUAAUAAUAUUCGAUAAUAUAGAAACGAAAUUUUAAAAUUGCCAUUGGUAAAUAUCGACAAAAGAACGGAAAUUAUUAUAUCAUUUAUCACGAAAUUCAACAUAAUCACAAGCACAAAUUAAGAUAGCUAUAACUACCAAGCAUCUAAAAUACGUACGGAUGACUAGCCACUUCUUAUUAAAAAUUUUACAACCUAUACAGUUAACGUAGGGAGGGAUAUGAAUCAUUGCAUACACGCCAUCCACUUCACAGCAUAGCAACCGAUAAUUUUCAAGCGAGUAUACUUUUCAACUUUUCUAAAACAAGUUCUACCGAACAGACGAAUCGAUCGGUAGAACAAGUACCUAAAAAACACGCGCAGGCGUUGCACUGCUCCAUGCAUCUCCCACUGACGCGCGGCUGCAUUCUAAUAACAACUUCACUCCGCGAUGUCGAACGAAGCAGUGAUCAUAGAGGCUGACCGCAACAGUGACUACUGUCUUCAAUUAAAUCGAUGGUUCUUGAAACCGAUCGGUGCAUGGCCAUCGUCUCCAUCCACCACAAGACUAGAAAAGAUAAUUUCGUUUCUUUUAAACACCAUUUGCUACAGCACCGUAAUUAUCACUACGAUUCCCAGUGUACUGCAACUGAUUCUGGAAGACGAAAGUAUUAACUUGAAAUUGAAGAGCAUAGAUUUCGUGAGUCAUUUAAUCGUCAGUAGCUUUACUUAUAGUGUGUUGUUAUUACACAAUAAAGACAUACGACGAUGCGUGGAACACAUGAAAACUGACUGGCGAGCAGUGACCAGGAAGGAGGAUCAACAGGUGAUGAUGAAGAACGCGAAAUUCGGUCGUUACGUAGCUGCUUUCUGCGCAAUUUUUGUACAAGGUAGCGUUUUGUGCUUUUGUUUCGUGACGGCACUAAAUACACUCGAGGUUCAAAUUGGAAACGAGACGAGAAUUUUACACGUGUUACCUUGUGCAGUAUACAAGAAGCUAGUAAACGUCGACGAAAGUCCAACAAACGAAUUCAUGAUCUUCUUGCAAAUUUGGUCUACUUUUAUCGCAAAUUGUAGUACGGUUGGGAUCUUUAGUCUUGCAGCAGUUCUAGCUGCUCACGCGUGCGGUCAGCUAAAUGUUGUUAUGUUAUGGAUUGUUGAAUUUGUGAAUGAAGCCAAAGUAGAGAGGAGAGCUGAUGGUUUUAUGGAAAUUGGAAUAAUCGUGGAACGACAUCUGAGGACAUUGAAUUUUAUAUCAUAUAUCGAGGGUGUGAUGAAUAAAAUCUGUUUUUUGGAAAUGUUAAGAUGCACGAUGGAUAUAUGUGUAAUUGGCUACUUCAUUGUGUCGGAAUGGGCGGAGCAUGAUGUUCGAAAUUUGACAUCAUAUUCUAUGAUGUUUGUUGCAAUCUGUUAUAACAUUUUCAUACUAUGUUACAUUGGUGAACUGUUAACGGAGCAGUGCAAGAAAAUUGGCGAAGUCGUCUACAUGACGAACUGGUAUUACCUACCCGGUAAAACAAUCCUCGACUUGAUUAUGGUCAUCGCACGAUCAAAUGUGGUCGUUCAAAUCACUGCAGGAAAAUUAGUUCAUAUGUCGGUUUAUACAUUUGGUAGUGUUGUGAAGACUGGUUUUGCAUACUUGAAUCUGUUGCAGCAAAUGACGUAAUAAAAUGAAAUCCUGGAAAAAUAUAUUGUGUUUUUAAUAAUUUAGUAUAUAAAGUACAAAAUAUACGUAAAUAUCGCAUAAAAUUUUGUAUGUUAAAAAUUAACAGGCUAGAAGUCGUAAAUUUCAAACAGAAAAAAUUCUUUGUUAUUUCCGCAUUUAAUUACGAUUGAAAUACAUCAAUAAUGAGACUACAACAAAAUUUGAAAUGAGAUCUGAUCAUGAUACAGGAAUCUAUGUCUAUGCAAGUAAAAUUGUCUCAAUCUAACUUGAUAUCUCUGACUUUUCGAUUCACACUCUCUGGCUUCUCCACUGACAUUGACUGUUCUAGCAUCCCUUUAUCUUUUCUUAGGCCCACCACGCACGUGUUCCACAACCGUUCGUGGCCAGGGUCACGUAAGCCUUUUCUACGGAACUAUUCAA